AUGGAGACGUCGAACAAGGCGCGGGAUCCUCCUUCCCGGGGAGGAGAAGAGGAGGAGGAGGAGGAGGAGGAGAGGGUCCCGCUGAGCCUGACGUUCGCUGCGCAGAGCGGCACCUCCCGGGCGGCCAGAGUGUUCGAGAAGUUUGAAGCUAAAAUCCAUCACCUUGAAAGCAGAGCAGCUAAAACACCCAAGCAUCUGGCUGAUGAUGACCUUGAUUUCUUUGUGAAAUGUGAAGUUCUGAGCUCUGACGUCAGCAGCCUUGUGAAUUCCUUAAAGAGGGUGGCAGAGAACGUGAAAACCCACAGAGAAGAAAGAGCCUUGUGGUUUCCAAAAAAGAUACGGGACCUUGACAACUGCCAUCACCUGAUCUCUAAAUAUGACCCCGAUUUGGAUCAUGAGCAUCCGGGAUUUGCUGAUCCAGAAUACAGGAAGCGGAGAGCCUUCAUUGCUGACUUGGCCUUUAACUUCCGACAGGGUGAUCCUUUACCAAGAGUCGAGUACACUGCCCAAGAAACUGCUACGUGGAGAGAGAUCUACCAAAAGCUGAGAAGUCUUUACCCUACCCAUGCUUGUAAGCAAUACCUGGAUGGCUUUCACCAGCUUGAAAAAUACUGUGGAUACCGAGCAGGUUCCAUCCCUCAGCUGCAAGCUGUCUCUACAUUUUUAAAAGAAAGAACAGGCUUUCAGCUGAGACCAGCUGCGGGGCUUCUCUCUGCUCGAGAUUUCCUUGCUGGCCUGGCAUUUCGAGUCUUUCAGAGCACACAGUAUAUACGGCAUUCAUCUUCCCCGAUGCAUUCCCCAGAACCUGAUUGCUGUCAUGAACUCCUGGGCCAUGUUCCCAUGUUAGCGGACAAGGAAUUUGCACAGUUCUCACAGGAUAUUGGACUGGCUUCUCUUGGAGCAUCUGAGGAAGAUAUAGAAAAGCUGUCAACUCUCUACUGGUUUACUGUUGAAUUUGGUCUCUGCAAACAAAAUGGAUCUAUCAGAGCCUAUGGAGCAGGUCUCCUUUCCUCUUAUGGUGAGCUGGUGUAUGCUUUAUCAAAGGAGCCAGAAUACAAACCUUUUGAUCCAGACGUGAUGGCAGUCCAGCCUUACCAGGACCAGACUAUCCAGCCUGUGUACUUCGUAGCAGAACAUUUCGAAGAGGCGAAGUCUAAGCUACAAAAAUAUGCUCUUCAGAUCAAGAAACCUUUCUCUCUUCAUUAUGAUCCCUUCACUUCCAGCAUAGAAGUUCUUGAUUCACCACAAAAAGUAAAGGAGAUUGUCUAUUACUUGAAAGAUGAACUGAAAAAUCUCUGCCAGGCCUUUGAAAAGCUUUCCUGA
Messenger RNA from Gekko japonicus, 1323 nucleotides. RefSeq names its product tyrosine 3-monooxygenase-like. Gene Ontology annotation, molecular function: tyrosine 3-monooxygenase activity; iron ion binding. Gene Ontology annotation, cellular component: perikaryon; axon; cytoplasm. Gene Ontology annotation, biological process: dopamine biosynthetic process from tyrosine. The record is from RefSeq and is a predicted model, not a curated record. Lineage: Eukaryota; Metazoa; Chordata; Lepidosauria; Squamata; Gekkonidae.